GCGUUGCAAUGUUCUACACGUUUCUGACGGAGAGGAGUGUGCUUCCAUGUUAGGAUUUUGGAUAAUGAUUGAUAUUAGGGACAUUAAUACGCCAUGAUCGUCUCGUGCGUAUACAAACAUUAUCUGUUUGUAGUGUGUGGCAUAGCUGUGUUUCGGUGAGUUCUUCGCUUGUGAAAAAUUAAAUCAUGUGCCAGUCUAGUGUUUGUGUUUCUGUGAAACUCCAGUGGGAUCGUGGCUGAAUUUUUCUUAGCUUUUCGUUUUUUGUUCCGAGUUUGCCGGUAACCUGCUUUGUGUGUUGUGUGACUGUGGUGUUUAAUUGUUUUUGCCUCAGCAUUUGCGAUUUUUAGGUCGGUAACCCACUACUAGUUGUGCUCACUCCGAUAAUAGAAUUCACAAUAACGUGAUACGUGAUAACUAAUUUGCAAUGAUGGUUCGUGUGAUAAUGAACAGCCAAAACAUGGCAGCCCCUAUAUAAUUCUUGUAACUUUUUGAAAAGUUCAACAGAAAUUUUCAAUUUGCAGGGCCGUCAAAAGACCUUCAAAACCAUUUACGUUGGUAGGGUACUAACAGUUUUUACAAUAAUUACACGUGGUACUUAAAAAAUGUUUGUGUAUGAACAUGAAGCAGUUUUCUUUUAUUAACACUCAUUGAACUUUCGAGUAUAAAUUUAUAUUUGAAGAAGAUUUGAUUAAUCUUUCCGUAAUAAGUCCAAUCUGCAGUACUUGAUUCCUUCCCGCAUCUUAGUGACCUUGGAUUUUUGUCGGUUUCUAUGUCGUGAAUGUGCGUGUGUGUAAAAAGCGUUCAAGUGCUGCAGGCUGAUGAUAUCUGGUGCCUAAAUAUAAACUGUUUGAAGAUGAUUGUUGUUGUGGAGAUAUUGUUAAAGCAUUCUGAUGAAUGGGAGCGCCAUGUUUGUUCUGCAAGAUAACUCUUGUAGUUGAAUGACACAGAAUUGUUUGUUUUUUACGGGCUCGGUUUCUUUAUCGGCAGCAAAAAGAGGAACUUGCCAACGUUAGAAACUAUCGUAUAUCGUUGCAGAUUGUCUCAGUGUCGCGUCCGCAGUAUAAGCGGCAACGUUAACAGUAAUAAAUGGAAAAAACAAAAGAAGGCCGUAACAAGAAGGAUAACCAUGACGACCGCACGAAGGAAGAGGAAGCGGAAAAAGCAGCCGAGGAGGAGCAGGCACUAGACGAUGAGGACGAUGUGUCGCCAACAGCCACAAACUACAACACCAUCAGCUCGUUGGCGGCUCUAAAGGAGUUAUUGCAUGGGAACAGCAACUCCGAUGACUCGGACGAAGACAUGGCGUGGUUCCAGCACUACUUCUUACAUCACGUGAACCGCCUGCCUAAGCAGGAGUUGAGGUCGCCGUACCUGAGGCCAAUCCUGGAGGGUCGACGGCUUUCGGAGUGCAGAGAGGUCGAGGAGGAGGAAGAGGAGGCGGCUCGGCAUGAAGAGCACGAUGACGAUGAUGAUGAUGAUGAAAAGAGUGAUGACGACGACGACGACGAUGAUGAUGAUGAUGAUGAUGAAAAGAGUGAUGACGGGAAUGACCAAGCUACGACUACGACGACCACGACAUCCGGUCGAGAGGAUACGACAUCAACGUCUUCGACGUCGUCGUUCGAGACCACCAAUAGCAGUGCUGGCAGCCGGAAGGAUCCCCUGGUCCAGCAGCAGCAGCAUUCUUCACCUGCGGCGUCGCUGGCUACGCGUCACACGGUUUCGUCUCCCACCGUGGAUACCGGAGGGGCUUUCCCCCCGCUGUCACCCAUGUUAUUCAACCACCGGAUAUCUCCCCUUCAGUCCCCGCACCUGGAUAAACGCUUCUUCGACAGCUCGCUUAUAGAGAUGAAAUCUCAGGCUUCCUCCAGUUCCACCAUUGACUAUGAUUCUACGGAUGAGGUGUGGAUCAAGAGGAGUGACGUAGUCCCCGAGACCGUCCGCAGGCGCAAGGAGCUGGGGUCGCAACCCUUGCCGGUCAUCAGCGUCACCGAGGACGUGGACGGCAGUAUGGCGUCUGGGCACGAGGGUGGCCGGCCCCGUGCAGGAACGUGGAGUAUAUCCCAUACUCGGCACUUGAACGUGGGUCACGGUUCAUCAAGUCCCUCACCAUCCAGUGCCGCAAAUACACCCUCCUCAUCGACCGGGUCAAGUUCCAGGCAAAGGCGCAAGUCUGGGGACGAUAUACUGCACCAGCAGCAAGCCUCUUCACCUUCCCGAAAGCCCGCAACAAUCUUAGAUGCCUUCAGGCCUCGCUCAAAGUCAGAUGCGUCUCGCACCAAGAAGCCCGUUGGUGCAGGCAGCACCAUCAUCUCACAGAUGAAAAGUGCCAUGCAGCAUUCUCUUAACAUGUCAUCGUCUCCGUCCAACAAAUCGUCAUCUGAUUCAUCAUCUCAUCAUAAUCAUGUUGACUUGUCAAGUGGUCACACCCAGGUACGACCGCGUGCGGGCUCUGAGAGUAGCAGUGGUCGGGGCCCAGUCUCCAAGGUGAUGGAUAUGUUUCGUCAUCGAUCCCACAGUGCCGUGUCUGCCGAAGACAAGAGGAAAGCGAGGGCGGCAGCGCACCAGCAGCAAAUAGCAGCUCAAAGUGCGCUUCUCAGGCGCAGUUCCUUGGAACCCGACAGACGGUGCUUCUCCCUAGGGACCACAACGACGCAUCACCGCGCGUCCGAUGUCAGUCUGGACCCACAUCAUGCUGCAAUAUUGUUCAGGGAUUCUCGAGGGCUUCCAGUGGCGGACCCUUUCCUGGAGAAGGUCAGCAUCUCCGAUCUUGUGGAAGAUGAGAGCCAGAUCUUUGUCAAGUUCUUCAAGUUCCACAAGUGCUAUGACUUGAUCCCUACCAGUGCCAAGCUCGUCGUGUUUGAUACACAGCUGCUGGUUAAGAAGGCAUUCUUUGCCCUUGUCUACAAUGGUGUGAGGGCAGCACCUCUGUGGGACUCUAAGCGGCAGCAGUUUGUUGGGAUGCUGACAAUCACAGAUUUCAUCAAGAUCCUGCAGAUGUACUACACAUCCCCCUCUGUCACAAUGGAGGAGCUGGAGGAACACAAGCUAGAUACUUGGCGCAAUGUGCUGAAGAAUCAGGUGAUGCCUCUUGUUAGCAUCUCACCCGACGCAUCAUUGUUUGAUGCAAUCCGAACACUGAUACACAACCGCAUUCAUCGGCUGCCCGUCAUCGACCAUAAAACAGGGAAUGUAUUGUACAUACUCACACACAAACGUAUCCUGCGUUUCCUCUUCCUAUAUAUCAGUGACCUGCCAAAGCCAAGUUACAUGAACAAAACACUGAGUGAGUUGAAGAUUGGUUCAUACGAUAACAUAGAGACGGCCAACGAGGAUACGAGCAUCAUUCUAGCGCUGAAGAAAUUUGUGGAGAGGAGGGUGUCCGCGUUGCCCAUCAUUGACCCAGAGGGACGACUUGUUGACAUUUAUGCGAAGUUUGAUGUCAUUAACUUAGCUGCGGAGAAAACGUACAACAACCUAGACGUAUCGCUUAAGAAAGCCAACGAGCAUCGCAACGAAUGGUUUGAGGGUGUGCACAAAUGCAAAUUAGAAGAGACGCUGCAAACCAUUAUGGAGAGGAUUGUGCGGGCAGAGGUGCACAGAUUGGUUGUGGUUGAUGAAGAGGAUAAGGUGAUUGGCAUCAUCUCAUUGUCAGACCUGCUGCUAUAUCUCGUGCUGAGGCCCUGUGGUGAGGACAGUACUGGUGGUGAAGGAGUGGGUAGUUCCUUGCGCCAACAAGAUGCAAGCCUCCAUCAUCAGGCAUCAUCAGACACAACUACAACAAUACCUGAAGAGGAUGCUGGCACUCUCAGUGAAGGUGAUAGUGGCCCACCAUCUCCUAUACCUGCUACUACACAGCUUGACAGUGGUGGUCCAGCCUGGCGCGAAGUAACGGUGUCAGGUGGCGAGUGAGGCGCUCCUUUGACUCACCUGAUCACUCAACAAUGGCAUCACCAGGGAUUUUACAAGUCCCAUCUUAGAUGUUACAUUCUGUAUCAUAAUCUUCAUCCUAGCUGCCUUUGACACCUGAAUGGGGUGAGGAGUUGGUCUCCCAGAAAGUUUACUAGGUUGUAUUUCCCUCAGUACAGAGGGGAAUGUACACGCAGAAACCAGUGUGUCAUUGCUACUGACAAGAACAAGUUUGGAGUGAAGGAUUAUGGGAGGUGGAACUGUGAAUUUUAAUUGUGACGGAUGAGAUAGUUGAAUGCAGGAAUAUCUUCAUGUUAGUAAGGUUACGAGGGACCAGAUGGAGGCAGAGUGUAAAGGGUGAGUGUGUCUGCAUGCCAUCUGGGUCUGCUCAGUUUUGACUGACAUAAAUGAAGAAAUAUUGUACAUGUUAACUGCUACAGCAAAAGGUCUAAACUUAUGUUUUAUAUCAUAGUUGGAUCAUUUCUUAAGAAGGAGGGGUGCAGAAGUAAUAAUUUUGAUGGUAACUUUCUUGUCCAUGUGUUUUCUUUUGUCUUAAAGAGCAUGCAGGUUUAUUAUUAAAAUAGCAGCAGAGCUGGUGACACCUACAACUAUUAUUUUUAACUUUUCUAUUAUGACUUGAGCAAUACAGUUGCCCUCUUUGAUCUGUUUCCAUAAAAAGUUUGUGUUGCUAAAGAGGUCUAAGGAAAUAGAGGCACCCCUCCCUGAUUUUUUUAAAUUCUGCAGGUGGAACAUUAAGUUCAGACCAGUGCAGAUUUCAGAAAUAUAAAUAAACAAAGAAAUAAGACAGA
Molecule: messenger RNA, 4718 nt
Organism: Zootermopsis nevadensis
Lineage: Eukaryota; Metazoa; Arthropoda; Insecta; Blattodea; Termopsidae
Product: SNF4/AMP-activated protein kinase gamma subunit
Biological process (GO): protein phosphorylation; regulation of catalytic activity
Cellular component (GO): nucleotide-activated protein kinase complex; nucleus; cytoplasm
Molecular function (GO): protein kinase binding; AMP binding; protein kinase regulator activity
Source: RefSeq, a predicted model, not a curated record